Staurois parvus is the source of this 474-nucleotide messenger RNA. NCBI's taxonomy places the organism in Eukaryota, Metazoa, Chordata, Amphibia, Anura, Ranidae. The record is from the annotation of a GenBank genome assembly.
AUGGGCCCCUGUACCGCCUCCUCAUGCUGCUGCCAGGCCCGUAAUCUGCCAUGGGCCCCCGUACCGACUCCUCAUGCUGCUGCCAGGCCCGUAAUCUGUCAUGGGCCCCUGUACCGCCUCCUCAUGCUGCUGCCAGGUCCAGAGUGUGUCAUGGGUCCCUGUACGGCCUCCCAUUGCUGCUGUCUCCAUCUCCACACUCUGCCAUGUGCCACUUUCAGGUCUCCUCACACUGCUAAUGGGUUCCAUUUUUUCAUAGGGUGCUGUAUGGCCUCCCAUUGCUGCUGCCUCCACCGCCACACUGUGGCUCCACACUCUGGUUUUGGCCCCGUGACUGCCCAAAUGAGUGAAGUGUGCGGUGAUUCUAAGAUCGACGGCACUCAUCUGCAUGUCAUACUGACUGACAGUAUUAUUUCUCUUCCCCAGCAGACUCCAAGGGCAUUUAAAUUAAAGGUACAGUGUUCUGCACUAAUAUAA